Terrapene triunguis (Three-toed box turtle) is the source of this 1882-nucleotide messenger RNA. It is a transcript of the gene CMKLR2, whose product is annotated as G protein-coupled receptor 1. NCBI's taxonomy places the organism in Eukaryota, Metazoa, Chordata, Testudines, Emydidae. The record is from RefSeq and is a predicted model, not a curated record. The coding region runs from base 286 to 1350 and encodes 354 amino acids. Gene Ontology annotation, biological process: positive regulation of cytosolic calcium ion concentration; complement receptor mediated signaling pathway; phospholipase C-activating G protein-coupled receptor signaling pathway. The transcript is spliced from 3 exons. Gene Ontology annotation, cellular component: plasma membrane. Gene Ontology annotation, molecular function: complement receptor activity; G protein-coupled receptor activity.
AGAAGGAGGUGGUAGCUAAGGGAAGCAGCUGGGAACACAGGGAAGUCACUCUGAACUCUACACUUCAGUCUUCCUUCAGCUGUGGAGGUUACAUCCACUACAGAGCUAUUUUCUUCCAACAGAAGCAAAUUGGUUAACUCUGGCAAGUGAAGUUCAAGGCAUCUGAAAAACACCCCUGGACAGCACACGCAGAGAGAGGGGGGAGUAGUGGUGUGUGAGUUGGAGCACUGGGUUAUUGCCCACUUCUCAAUUACGUCUCUCUUUCAUGCAACGUAGCCAUACACUAUGGAGUUUCCUGAAAUGAUGCUGAGUGAAGAUUUUGACAACUACUCCUAUCUCUAUGAGUAUGAGGAAGAUGAACCACCCCAGUCCUAUCUCAGUGUUGCACACAUCAUCUCUCUUUCCUUAUGCAGUGUGGCUUUUCUCCUGGGGGUGCCAGGAAAUGCCAUAGUCAUCUGGUUUAUGGGGUUUAAAUGGGAUAAAUCAGUCAGUACCCUCUGGUUCCUCAACCUGGCCAUUGCAGACUUCAUCUUUGUUCUUUUCCUGCCUCUCUACAUUACGUAUGUGGCCAUGGGCUUCCAUUGGCCCUUUGGGAAAUGGCUCUGCAAGGCUAACUCCUUCAUUGCUUUACUAAAUAUGUUUGCCAGUGUCUUCUUCCUGACCAUCAUCAGCCUUGACCGCUAUAUCCGCCUGGUACACCCAGUCUUUUCCAACAAAUAUCGGACCCUAAGGAACACCCUCAUUCUGAGUGUGAUUAUUUGGAUUUCAGCUGCUAUUAUUGGUGCCCCAGCCUUACACUUCAGAGACAUAAUUACAGUUCACAACUCCACUAUCUGCUAUAACAACUUCCAUCCGCAUGACAAAGAACUCAUUUUGAUGAGGCAUAAUAUUUUCAUUUGGGUGAGGCUUGUUUGUGGCUACCUCUUUCCCCUAGUGACCAUGGUCCUUUGUUACUCAUUUCUAGUUCUGAAGGUGAAGAAGAGAACCAUGCUGACUUCCAGCAGGCUUUUCUGGACCAUCCUUGCGGUAGUUGUAGCUUUUUUUGUUUGCUGGACCCCCUAUCACAUAUUUACCAUUCUGGAACUAUCUGCUCACCAUAAUGAACACUUCCAUGACUUGCUUGUAAGCGGUAUUCCCCUUUCUGCUGGCCUGGCUUUCAUCAACAGCUGCCUCAAUCCAAUCCUCUAUGUUCUGAUUAGCAAGAAGUUCCAAACCCGUGUCAGGGCGACAGUUUCUGAGGCACUAAAACUUGCAGUCUGGGAGGUCAGCCGGUCUGCAACAGUCAGUGAACAACUGCGGAACUCUGACAACAGUUAUCCGGCUGUGCGGUAUUGUGAAACCACUCAGUGACCAGCUCUUAAAAAUCUUUCUCACUGCAUAUAACCAGCAGUAGAUUCACAGUCAAACAGAUGUGUAUCUUAGCUACGAACAAGAACAGUGGGUUGAUUGCAAUCAAUUUAAUGCUGCACCCCACGUUAGCUGGAAUUUUUUUUUUUUUUUUUUUUAAGGCUGCAGAAUUUGGAUAGGAUGCUAGUUUGAUGUAUAAAGGGCCUGAGUCAAAGCCCACUGCAAUCAGUGAGAUUUGGAUCAGAUAGAGGAACAUUCCCACUAUUAAUCCUGUUGUGUAAAUUCCAGAAGAGGUGUUGAAAGUGACACCUUCUCAACAUAAUCAUAUAUAACAAAAAUAUUUCUUUGUUGAAUUACGUAACACCUUAGAUCCAGGAGUUCUCAGCCUGGAGCUCACACGCAGCUGUCAGGGGUCAUGAUCACACCACGCUUCCAAUAGCGCUAAAUAAGGAGAACUCCUGGUUAGAUCCCAGCUAGGUGGAAGGGGGAGGAGGCCCAGUCUGAGAAAAGGGUCCCAAAUAUGGAAAAGGUUGAA